This is a messenger RNA of Linum trigynum, 702 nucleotides long. NCBI's taxonomy places the organism in Eukaryota, Viridiplantae, Streptophyta, Magnoliopsida, Malpighiales, Linaceae. The record is from the annotation of a GenBank genome assembly.
AUGGGUAAAUUCAAGAAGUUUCAUCUUACUAUUCGGUGGAAUGGAAGGGUGACAAACUCUGACAUAGGCAUUGAUUAUGAGGACGGCGAAUCCAUUAUGCUGAAAAUUGAUUUCCGAUUCAAUUUUCAAGAACUCUGUGAUCUUUGUGCAGAAAGGGUUUGUACGAGCGGACAGACGAGACUUGGCAAAAUUACUUACCGGUAUCCAGACAUGAGUGCUGGCGGGGUCAUGUUCCAAGAAGUUGUCAUAAACGAUGAUGACGCGGUUAUGAUGAUGUUACAGUUCCUAAGCGAUAACCAAGUCCGGCUUGCAGAGGUGUAUGUUGAGACCGAGGCGGUCGGUGAAUCUCAUUCUCACCAGUAUUCUUAUGAUGAUGGUUUUGCAGGAGGGUACGAAUGGGGUGGUAGUUCGAGCAACUACCAAGGCGGUGGUUAUACAGGAGGUUACGGGGAGGGUGGUGGUUCAAUCAACUACGGUGGAUCGAGUAGUGCAGUAUGGGUUUCGGGACGCCAUCGUUCCGCCAUUGCCGUAAGCAUAUCAUUGUCGAUCUCGAUCCGCAAGAAAUGGCGCAACAUUCCCAAAACCGGUCCUCGCUAUAUAGGGCUCCAACCUUGGAUGCCAAGCCGGCAAGUUAUUGGUCCCUUUAUGAACCACGGGAACAAGAGAUUCCUAAAAAAAAUAGGAAAAACAUCAAUUUAUUAG